Macrosteles quadrilineatus (aster leafhopper) is the source of this 717-nucleotide messenger RNA. RefSeq lists its product as uncharacterized. The transcript is spliced from 5 exons. NCBI's taxonomy places the organism in Eukaryota, Metazoa, Arthropoda, Insecta, Hemiptera, Cicadellidae. The coding region runs from base 117 to 671 and encodes 184 amino acids. The record is from RefSeq and is a predicted model, not a curated record.
UAAAAGGUUCAGAUCAUACAAUUAGGUAACUCUCUUGUUCUCGUUGUUUUGAGUACCUUUGUACUACGGACGAGUUAUUUAGUUCCUCCGUUUGUAGUUGAUGUUUUUCAGUGGAAAUGACAAAUUUAAUCGUCCUAAUAUGUUCAAUUCUAAUAACAAUAUUUGUCACCGUCUCAGCCAGGAAAGAAAUCGAAGGACAAACCAUCAAAUUCUUCAGUGAAAAAGAUCUGAGAGUGUUUAUAAAAGAGAAGGACCACUUUGACGGAGUUUGUCGCAGGAAGAUCCAGUUUACGUAUGGAGUUGGUCCAACACAGCCUACACAGGACAAUGUCUAUGUCCCUUGCUAUGACAACUACGAUGAAAAAAAUGAAGGGAACAAGUACGUUAUAACACACAUUCUAUACAGCGAAAACCCCCAAACAGUCAUCAUCAUCACACCUAAAGGCACCUGCGAAAAGUACCACAACAACGGGGGCACUCUGGCAGGCCCGCAGACAAUCAAUGGAAUUCAGUGUGUAAGGAUCAAGCUCAAGACUAGAGGAGGUGUGGUCGGCAGUAUGAUGAGUAUUUUGCAUAUGAUGAAUCCUUCAAAUAUAUCAGGAAAUUCAAACAUUUCAGGCUCCAACGUUUCAGGUUCAGAACUGUCUGGGUUGUCCAAGGGUUUGUCCUAAGUGUACUGCUGAACACAUGACCUAAUAAAGUUUGUUCAAACAUAUA